Molecule: messenger RNA, 1822 nt
Organism: Sardina pilchardus (European sardine)
Lineage: Eukaryota; Metazoa; Chordata; Actinopteri; Clupeiformes; Clupeidae
Gene: cdk2
Product: cyclin dependent kinase 2
Exons: 7
Coding region: 295-1191 (298 amino acids)
Biological process (GO): regulation of gene expression; regulation of G2/M transition of mitotic cell cycle; signal transduction
Cellular component (GO): nucleus; cytoplasm; cyclin-dependent protein kinase holoenzyme complex
Molecular function (GO): cyclin-dependent protein serine/threonine kinase activity; ATP binding; cyclin binding
Source: RefSeq, a predicted model, not a curated record
UUUCAGAUAUCUACUUUGUGGAACAUUUACUAGGAACAGCCAUCUAGCUAGUCUUCGUGUGUUGUGGCUUUACGUUUGCCCUCAUGUGUUCCCGCUCCAACUCCCUUCUGGCGGGACAUUGUGCAGGAAGUAUAGAACAUAGGCUACACGGGAGACUUUAGCAUAACUUAGUUUCAGCUGUUGUUGUAACGUUAGUUCGCUUUAGCCUGGCUAUUGCAAGUUUUGUGUUUCCGAUCAAACAGCGGGCGGAAGGGUGCUGGCCCGGAAAAGAGCACAGUUUAACUUAAGAGUGACAUGGAGUCCUUUCAGAAAGUGGAAAAAAUUGGGGAGGGCACGUACGGUGUGGUGUACAAGGCAAAAAACAAAAUCACGGGAGAGACUGUUGCCCUCAAGAAAAUCAGACUGGACACGGAAACCGAAGGAGUUCCCAGCACAGCCAUCCGCGAGAUAUCCCUUCUAAAAGAACUGAACCACACAAACAUUGUCAAGCUGCGAGAUGUCAUCCACACAGAAAACAAACUCUACCUGGUUUUUGAGUUCCUUCACCAGGAUCUCAAGAAGUUCAUGGAUUCCACCACUGUCACAGGAAUCUCCCUCCCUCUUGUCAAGAGCUACUUGUUCCAGCUUCUGCAGGGUCUGGCAUUCUGCCACUCCCACCGCGUGCUCCAUAGAGACCUGAAACCUCAGAACCUGCUCAUCAACGCCCAGGGAGAGAUCAAACUGGCCGACUUUGGGCUGGCCAGGGCUUUUGGUGUGCCCGUUCGUACUUACACACACGAGGUUGUAACCUUGUGGUACAGAGCCCCCGAGAUUCUCCUCGGCUGCAAAUACUAUUCUACUGCAGUGGACAUCUGGAGCCUGGGCUGCAUUUUUGCUGAAAUGAUUACCAGGAGAGCUCUUUUUCCAGGAGACUCUGAGAUAGAUCAGCUGUUCCGUAUCUUCCGCACACUUGGUACCCCUGACGAGAAUGUUUGGCCGGGGGUAACCUCCAUGCCUGACUAUAAGCCGUCCUUCCCAAAGUGGGCUAGACAGGACCUUGCUAAAGUGGUGCCCCCAUUGGAUGAGGAUGGCAGAGACCUAUUGGGGCAAAUGUUAAUCUAUGACCCUAACAAGAGAAUUUCUGCCAAAAACGCCCUCCUCCAUCGGUUCUUCCGUGACGUGUCCAAACCUAUCCCUCCUUUGAGGGUGUGACAAAAAGGACAGAAAAGGACUGACCAAAAUGUACAGAGCUCCUUGGUGCUCCCCUGCGAGAUCCUGUUGUUACUGCAUCACUUCAUGCACAGUGUGUCACCCCUGCUUUUUAAGGGUUGAACAGUACCAGCUGCCUUUCCUUCAGUUCAACGCAGGUGCCUUACAUUCUGUGAUUUAUUUCAUCUUUUUUAAACCGUGAUGCCAGCAUUACUUCUCCAACAUUCCAUCUAAUGUUUUUUCGGAGGGGGAUACCUAUCUGAGUGUGUUUAUUGUUUUAUGGAAGGGGUAUGUGAGUGUCUUUGUGAAAAUUGCAUUCCAUAAUUGUGUGGCCUGAUUAGCCAACACUGUUUGUGGGUUUGUAUUGUCUUUGUUAGUGUUAUGGUAUCCUGGCCUUCCCUGGGGAGUAGGUAAAUAAACUGCCUGAGCAAGACCUUACACCAGCCAUUCCCACACCCCAUGCCAGUACAUGUGAAAGAAGAGAAAUAGUAUUUAUUUUAGGAGGGGUCUUGAGAGUUUUUUCGUAAGUUGUAAGUCUCUGUAGUUCAUAAUAUUUUUCCAAAUGUAGGUUUUAAUGUCAGUUUGACCAAUUUUACCCAUUUGAUAAUUAUUCAUAAAAUUGUUACCAAGCUGU